Molecule: messenger RNA, 3310 nt
Organism: Benincasa hispida (wax gourd)
Lineage: Eukaryota; Viridiplantae; Streptophyta; Magnoliopsida; Cucurbitales; Cucurbitaceae
Product: Transducin/WD40 repeat-like superfamily protein
Molecular function (GO): protein binding
Source: RefSeq, a predicted model, not a curated record
CCCUCUCUUUCACUUCCCCCAUUUUUCCUUUCCCCAAAUUCAUAUCUCAAAUUCCCCAUUUUUCAUCCUUUUUUUUUCUUUUCUUUAAUUCCCAUCCCAUCAUCAACGGCAAUUCCACGCCACCCAUGUCGGCUCCAUCCACGCGCCGUCUCCGAGAUCGCAGCGGCGGAUCCGCCGCCACCAUCAACCCCUCCAAACCCCUAACUCCGGUUUCUACUUCGAAUCGAAAGGAUUCAUCCUCCAGAUUUUCGUCAGCUGGGAAAGAGAACCCCAGGUCCACGUCUAAGGUCCCGAUCAUGACCCAAAAGCCCUCGAUCCGUGCCGUGCCGCGAGUCAACAAGGCUGCGGCGAUUGCUGUUACCGAUUCUGAAAGUCGAGCUCGGUGGUCCUCGUCUUCGGUUCCGAGAGGUAGGAGUUCCAGUCCUUCUGACUUUAUUAGGGCUUCUGUUGAUUCUCGUAGGGAGCGGAGGGUUUCGGUUGAUCGAGGGAGAGGUUCCGUAGGGGAGAAUGAUCAAACUUUGGGUAGUGGAAGAAGUUCGCGUGUUAGAGGUUCUGAGAGUGAUAAACAGAAGGUGGGAGUUAAGGAUCUGGAUGUGAUGGUGGGUGCAGGAGGGCUGGCUGGAUUAAGGGUUUAUAGGGAGUUGAAGGAAAAUGUAAAGCUUCGAACGAAUAUGGAUAGUAAGAUUCGAAUUUCUGAGGUUAAUCAAUCGGCUGAUGAAGAGAAGAUUGAGGAUAAAUCACUCGAGAUUAACGUUUUGGGAAGCCAUACUGGAGAACGUAUUAAUGAAGCAUUAAGAAGCGAUGAAAAUGGUAAGAGUUCAAUUGUUUCCGAGAAAGCACAAAGGGUUUCUGUAGUUAAUGAAGAACAUAAAGAAAAACCUUGUAUUGUUCUUGAGUCCAGUGGCGCAGAUCGUCCAAGGGUUAACUCUAUUUUGGAGUCCACGCAGAAAUCUGGGCAGAAGGAUUUGGAGAUUAUCAAAGAGAGUGGACAAACUGGAGGAGAGGGGACGUCAAGUUGUGCGGGUAACAAGUAUACAAGCAAGCUCCAUGAAAAACUUGCUUUUUUGGAGGGUAAGGUAAAGAGGAUUGCAUCGGAUAUUAAGAAAACAAAGGAAAUGUUGGAUUUGAAUAAUACUUCUUCAUCCAAGCUGAUACUUUCAGAUAUUCAGGAGAAAAUUUCUGGGAUUGAGAAAGCGAUUGGACAUGGUACAGUAAGUUCUGGUGUUAAAGUGGGAUUGACGAGUACAAAUGAGAGGGAUAUGAAAAUGGUUACGAAGGAUGAGACCAAUGAAGCAGAUAUUAACACAUCGGUUAAAGGUUUAAACACCAAGGAAUUAGAGGAGCGACUAUUUCCUCAUCAUAAAUUGCUCAGGAAUCGGAUGUCAUUGAAAUUGACAUCAGAUAGCUCUCAGAGUAAUGAAAUUCAUGCAAGUGGACCUAGUCAUGCAGUCAAGGUUGAAGAUAUGCCAAUUGAUGAGAACCCAAUUGCUCUGGAGUUUUUGGCUUCCCUGAAUAAGGAGCAAGCAAAAGUCACAAUGAGGAGUGAACAAGUAGGUUUGGAGUUUUGUGAAGUCCAAGAAAUGGAUGAAAAUACUUCUGCAGGAUUGCAAGAAUCAUCAACCCAAUUCAAGGGUAAGCAAGAGGCCGAGGUCAUUCUCACAAGCGAUGAGAUUCUAGAUGAUUUUGAUGAUCAAGAGAAUAAACAAGGAGGCCUGAUUGGCGAGGAGACUGAUGAUGCUGGCAUCUACCAGAUGAAUGAAAUAGGCAUUAAAACCUCAACAGGUGGAUGGUUUGUGUCGGAGGGAGAGGCUGUUCUUCUUGCUCACAAUGAUGGUUCAUGCUCAUUUUACGAUAUUACUAAUACAGAGGAGAAAUCUGUAUACAAGCCCCCAGCAGGAAUCUCACCCAAUAUCUGGAGAGACUGCUGGAUAAUACGUGCCCCCGGAGCAGAUGGUUGCUCCGGAAGAUAUGUGGUGGCAGCGUCAGCUGGGAAUACAAUGGAUGCAGGUUUUUGCUCUUGGGAUUUUUUCAGCAAGAACGUACGAGCUUUCCAGAUUGAGGGGGCAAUGACCUCUUCAAGGACGGCACUGGCUCCCUUACCCCAUAACAUUGUGCAAAAGCGAUAUGCUCCCAGUUAUAUGUUGGUACCAGAAACUGAACAGUGGUGGUAUAAGCCAUGCGGGCCUCUGAUUGUUUCAACUGCUACCUGUCAAAAGACAGUAAAAGUUUUUGAUGUCCGCGACAGUGACGAAAUUAUGAACUGGGAAGUGCAGAAGCCUGUGGCAGCAAUGGAUUAUUCUAGUCCUUUGCAGUGGAGAAACAGAGGAAAAGUAGUCGUAGCAGAGACAGAAGCAAUAUCUCUCUGGGAUGUUGCUUCUACAAGUGCUCAGGCAUUGCUUUCUGUUCAUUCUCCUGGGCGCAAAAUUUCUGCUCUUCACGUGAACAACACGGAUGCUGAAUUAGGGGGAGGAGUUCGACAAAGAAUAAGUUCAGCAGAAGCGGAAGGAAACGAUGGUGUAUUCUGCACAACAGAUUCUGUAAAUAUUCUGGAUUUCCGCAGCCCAUCAGGAAUAGGCCUUAAGUUGCCAAAAGCUAGUCUAGGUGCGCAAUCAGUUUUCACUCGUGGAGAUUCUGUGUAUGUUGGUUGCUCCAGUGCCAGGUCAGGAGGGAAGAAGCCUGCGGCUUCUUCAGUGGUACAUCAAUUCUCUAUUAGAAAACAAGGGCUCUUCUGCACUUUUGCAUUGCCAGAAAGCAACGCACACGUUCAUCAUACAGCAGUAACUCAAGUUUGGGGGAAUUCAAAUCUUGUCAUGGCUGUCUGUGGAUUGGGGCUGUUUGUAUUUGAUGCCUUGAAUGAUGAAGGUUCUCAAUCUUCCUCUGUUGAUACUGAAGGCUCCCAAGUGUUCAAGGAAAUUGUUGGUCCAGACGAUUUGUAUUCACCUUCUUUCGAUUAUUCGUCAUCUCGAGCACUUCUCAUAUCAAGGGAUCGCCCCGCAUCAUGGAAACAAUUGUCAUAGGUACAUUAUUUUAAACUGCUGGCCAAAUGCUGUUUGGCUUGAUAUGGUCUUGAAAAGCUGCGUAAGAUGUUUGUGUCUCAUCUUUAGUAUUCUAUGUAAUGGUAGAGCAAUAGUUCUAUUUAUGGUCAAUGAGAUUAUGUUUGCACAUUUGCCUAUUGGUUUUCUUUCAUACAUAAAAGAGAUGAAGUUUCCAUGGCUUUUUUUCUAGCAAAAAAAACUUAAGCUGUCUGUGACAAAGUAGACAGUACUCCUUGUAAGUAGAACAAUUUUCCAGUGUCAAUUGUCAAUUUGAU